This is a messenger RNA of Salvelinus namaycush (lake trout), 597 nucleotides long. RefSeq names its product dixin-A-like. Lineage: Eukaryota; Metazoa; Chordata; Actinopteri; Salmoniformes; Salmonidae. The record is from RefSeq and is a predicted model, not a curated record. The transcript is spliced from 5 exons. Gene Ontology annotation, biological process: canonical Wnt signaling pathway. Gene Ontology annotation, cellular component: cytosol. Bases 60 to 377 code for a protein of 105 amino acids.
GGGGAAAGUCUUCAGGAUGCAUCACACACCAGCAGCACGACUCCUGGCCUCCAAGCAAGAUGGCCCACUCCUACAGUAGUCCAUUGGUGAGCUCGUGUGGUUCCACUAAGGUCCUCUAUUUUACAGACCACUCACACACACCCUGCAUGAUCCACAUCAACAAGAGGUUGGGGAAAGUAACUCUGAGAGAUGUGAAGACGGCAGUAGACAGAGAUGACAACCACAGAUUCCACUUCAAAGCCCUCGACCCCGAGUUUGGUACCGUCAAAGAAGAGGUAUUUGAAGACGAGGCGUUGGUUCCAGGCUGGGAGGGGAAGAUAGUGGCCUGGGUGGAGGAGGACAACGGAGAGGAGAGGAUUAAAGGCCCUAGCUGCUGAGGAACUAAAGGCCCUAGCUGCUGAGGAACUAAAGGCCCUAGCUGCUGAGGAACUAAAGGCCCUAGCUGCUGAGGAACUAAAGGCCCUAGCUGCUGAGGAACUAAAGGCCCUAGCUGCUGAGGAACUGAAGGCCCUAGCUGCUGAGGAACUGAAGGCCCUAGCUGCUGAGGAUCUAAAGGACCUACAGUUGAAGUCGGAAGUUUACAUACACUUAGGUUGG